Molecule: messenger RNA, 670 nt
Organism: Dioscorea cayenensis subsp. rotundata (Guinea yam)
Lineage: Eukaryota; Viridiplantae; Streptophyta; Magnoliopsida; Dioscoreales; Dioscoreaceae
Product: protein RALF-like 33
Exons: 1
Coding region: 77-430 (117 amino acids)
Source: RefSeq, a predicted model, not a curated record
UCUCCAUUCUCUAGAGAUACACUGUGUGAGAGAGAGAGAGAGAGCUUGCUCUUGUAGUGAGAGAAACGAGCCCCAAAUGGCCAAAAGGAGCCGCCUUUCCGCCAUUCCACUCCUCAUCCUGCUCAUCUCGGCCACCAUCGCUGGCGCAUUCGCCGGCGGGAACCACUUCGGCCACGAGCUGGGCUGGAUCCCGACCAAAUCCGUCUGCCGUGGCACAAUCGCUGAGUGCCUUGCCGGGGAGGAGUUCGAUCUCGGAUCCGAGACCUAUCGCCGGAUCCUCGCAACCUCCGGCUACAUCAGCUACGGCGCGCUGCGGAGGGACGUCGUGCCAUGCUCUCGCCGUGGUGCGUCGUACUACAACUGCCGCGCCGGUGGCCAGGCGAAUCCCUAUUCCCGCGGUUGCUCCGCCAUCACUCGAUGCCGCCACUAAAGUUUGAACUUUUAUCACUCAUUCCCUCUUUCUCUUUGAGUUUUAGGUUAUAUACUCUUAUCCCCCGGAUGGAUCUGGUUCUUGUGUUCUAUUGAUGCUAUUGCUGCUAUGAUUUGUUUUAAUUAGGGAAAUAUAUCAUUGUUGUUGUAUUACUAUUUAUGUUAUUGUUGUUGUAUAAAUGAAUUUCUUUUCCUGUUCAUCAGAUUGCUUUGAAUCUAAAUGUGAUUUCUUUUUUUGUGA